AUGGAUCUCAUGUUCAUUUUUGUGCUUGAUUCCCCUGUGUAUAUUGACCUUAUCCUUAGCAUCUCAGCUGAAAAACUUGAAGACAUACUUGUUCACUUGGAUCUUCAUAACUGUGUCAAGAAUUUGGGGAUUGGCCAAAGUUUGGGGAAAUCUACGUCUUUAGAGAAAGCCGAGGGAGAGACCGCCAUGGUUAUUUUCUUUCCCAGCAUGGCAAUAGGGGCUGUCUUCUAUGGAGAUUUCAUGCCACUGCUAUUAGAGAAUGUUUGUUAUUUGUCUAUUCAUGUUGGAAGCUUUAAUUUCGUGAUAUGCUAG
Messenger RNA from Prunus armeniaca (apricot), 312 nucleotides. NCBI's taxonomy places the organism in Eukaryota, Viridiplantae, Streptophyta, Magnoliopsida, Rosales, Rosaceae. The record is from the annotation of a GenBank genome assembly.